AUCCGCCUGGCCGCCAGCUGCCUAGUCAUCCUCGCAGAAAGGGCAAGGCAGCAAAGUCCAAAGAUCUUCUUCCUGUUCAUCCCAUGACAUGAGCCACAAUGGAUAUAAGUCCAUCGUGUUUCCUCCUUCUGCACUUCGCCAGCCCUUGCAACAUUCGACCAGUUCAAGCUUCAACAUCCAGUUACCCUCCCGCCCCCGUAUCGUGGUUUGAAACAAGGAUAAACCUAUCUUGUCCCUUGGCCAUCCCAGCCCAGCGCCAUGGACGGCUACUACGGGUACGCCGGACCGGCUGCCCAGCAGAGCCAGGCUGCCGUCUUCAGACCGUCCAAGCCCGAGGACUGGGAGCCGUACCGAGACAUCAUCGCCCACCUCUACAAUACCAUGAACAUGAAGCUCAAGGACGUCAUGGCGGAGAUGGAGGCGACGUACACCUUCAAGGCAACCGAGAAGCAAUACAAGACCCAAUUGAAAAAAUGGAACCUCGACACCAAGUACAUCAAGGCGAGCGAGUACAUGUUCAUGAUCAAGACAAUGCGGGAACGACAAGCCCAGGAGCCGCCCAAAGAGACUCGCUUCGUCCUACGAGGGAGAGUGGUCGACCCCAAAGAUAUCGCCCGGUUUGAGAAGCGGGCUCAAAAGAAAGGUGCCAUGAAGGAAGGCGAACCGAUCGAAUGUGAAGGUGAGUGAGGAGUGAGCCCGCCGGGAGCCCCCCUUUCCCUCCUCGCCAUGGUCACUUGACUAACA
Molecule: messenger RNA, 744 nt
Organism: Thermothielavioides terrestris NRRL 8126
Lineage: Eukaryota; Fungi; Ascomycota; Sordariomycetes; Sordariales; Chaetomiaceae
Exons: 2
Source: RefSeq, a predicted model, not a curated record